CAAUUCAUUUCCCGCCAACUUUUCAUAGUGGCACCACUGGCGUGCAGUGGAAAAUGUAGGUUUUUGUCCAUCACAAGCGUUAUUAUUAAUUCCGCAACGCAAUUUUGAGAAUUAAAUGCAAUGGAUAUUAAGGACAAAGUAGAUCCCGAUGAUGUAAACAAAUCGCCAAAGGUAAUUAGAGCCGCAAAAGAGGAAAUAGGCAAAAUUGAUGUACUAGUCUGCGGCGAAUGCCACAAUGCGUUCCACUACAUUGACGAGUUUCAAGAGCACAAAGAAAAGGGUAAAUGUUCUGGUCCGUCGGCGAUCCGGGACAGUUUCAAAAAUGAACGUGAACCGCAAAUAUGGGCCUUUAUGAUUUGGAAGCACGCCCAUUUAAAAAGGGUAGAAGGCGACGGUCCACAGUCAUCGUGGCUUGUAUAUCAAAAGUGGUGUAAGCUCGACCCGAAGGAGAAGGGCGCGUGGAUAAUCGCGGCGAAAAAUCUACAAUCGUUUUCGAAAAUAUCAAACGCUAAAGUUCAGGAAAUUAAGACUGUGAUUCAUAAAAACAAAUCGGAAAAACCUAAUAAUUCAGUGUCUAAAAGCAUCAGUGGUGACGAUUUAUCGGAGGAAGGUGAAAUUUGUGUACCCAAAUUACCGAACACACAACCGAAAGCGGUUUCGUCUCCAAUUACUGUAAAUAAAAGUGCACCUAUUCCUACCAGUACACAAAAAUCUGAGAACAACACAGAAGAUCAAAAUGAUGAAAAAGCAAAGCAAAACGUUAGUCAAACUCUUGCGUUGCCAACUCCAAGUCAACCUGUCAAAGUGGUUAUGCGAAAAGCGUUACGCACAAGUAAAGACGACGACAUUGAUGAGGCGAUAAUAGAAAAAAUACUCGGUCGUAGAUUUAAUCAUAAAAAGAAAUGUACAGAGUAUUUCAUAAAAUGGGAAAAUAUGCCAGAGUCAGAAAAUACGUGGGAACCGAAAAUACAUUUAAUCAAAUGCAGAGUAUUAUUAGAGGAGUUCGAUCGUGCUAUAGACAAAAAGAAGCUGGCCGCACAAGCUGCGAAGAGUGUAGAGAGUCAAUUAGAGGAAAUGGAAUCGGAACUUGGACGACCACAACGUACCAGUAAGCAGAAAGCCUUGAAUCAAGUGAAAGUUUGGUGUGGCGAUAUGUCUGAUGGGGAGGAAGGUUCGACCAAAAGAAGAUCGUUCAGUGACGAUGAUUCCUCAGAUUCGUUUGAGAAAAAAAUGAGAUUUGAUGAUGAAACUGAUAGUUCUGAAGACGAAAAGCCUCCUAUAACUAUAAGGAAGUUGUCAAAACCGCCAGGCUCACUCAACGGUGUCGCCAAGAAAAACCUUGAUAGCCCAAUGCCAAGGGUGGUACGCGUUAGUCAAAAGGAACUUCCCAAUUUAUCGUCUGGAGUGUACAUCAUGUCAAAAACUGAAGGAAUUAUUAAGCUAGAUUCUACCAACAGCUCACCUGGUCAUUCAUUGUUGAAAGUUGGAUCAAAAAUUGGCCAAACUCACAUUAAGAUGGUUAAAAAGGAGGAACAAACCACGAAACCUGCCAUAGGAAAAUUACAUGGUCUACCCGACAAAAAGUUCUCACCAACGUUGCCAAGGGGCAAAACAGCUCCACAAAGGAAACUACUAACUCCACUUGCCAUCAAUAAGUCAACAUCAAAAGCGAUGGAAUCGUUAGAUAAACAAUUAGACACUUUUAUGGACGAUGACUCGGACGGUGUCGAAGAACUAGAAUUUCCUACCGACUUGCCGCUACCCUCUCCUGACAGUCCACCUGGCGAGUUCACUCUUUGUCCUUUAACCGGUCGGGUACUCGGCGAAUCCGACGACGUGGAAGAGGUGGAAGAACUAAAGGUUGAGGAGUCUAAGGAACCCGAGCAAAUAAAGGAACCUGAGGAUACUGUGAAUGAUAAUACAACUCUUGAUGCCCUGGUGAAAUUGGCGGCGGCCGAACUGCCGGAUGUCGAGCUCGACGUAAAUGAGCAAGUAAAGAAGGUGGAAGAAAUUAAGAAGGAUCCGAGUAUAGAGGAGGAAGAAGAAUCUGAUAGUCCGCAUGCUAUUGUGACAGAUGAUGGUUUAGAAAAAUUAAUAAAAAUAGAGUCGGUCCAACCAACUAUAACAACUUCAUCAUCAAUUUCUACAAAUUUAAAUAGUAUAGCAACAACAUCGACCGAUUUAGAGGCAUCCAUUAAACCUCUUGCUAUCGAAAAAAGUAGCAGCAUCAUAAUGAAUGUGGAUGAUUCGGUCACAACGUCGCAACCAAAAACCACCCUAAGCACCACGCUCACGAAUGUGCAACUUCAAAAUAGCCCAAGGCUGGCUCCAUCUAAAAAACUUUUAAGUACUCCGACUUUGGUACGCCAAAAAGUAUCGACAUUCCAGCAACGCCAAACUAUCCAACGACCUGCCUUGGCGAAACCAGUUCCGACAGCUAUCAUACAUAAAGUCUCAUCGAAUCGAAACAAAUCGGCAAUUUCACGAAGUUUUCACGAACCUGGUUUAACUACUGUGAAAAGAAGUGCGCCGAUAUCCACUUACAGACCAGCGAAUGUUGCAAGGCGAAUAGGCAAUACGACUAUUUACAAAACGGAAAAGUCGCCACCAGUUCCAACUGUGAAAAGGCUACCUCCUACACCAUUUAAAUCUCCUAUCCAGCGCACUAUGAAACCAACUACAGUAUCUUCGAUUCAAACACAGCCCACUUCCAAGGCGGUAGCGGCGAGCGUCUCGCCCACUGUAAUCAAUAUGCCGCUACUAACACCCGACGACGAAACGUCUGCAAUUGCAGGACGCAGCACCGACACCACGAUAACGGAAGUUCCCACAUUGACCUCUCUAGCAACCGAUACCGAAGUGUCCGAGCUAUCCACAUUAAAUUUGUCAGAUUCGGAAACGCCCUUAUUAAUCACCGGCGACGACGGUACGAUUUAUCAGGUCGCCGGUCAGAACGAGGAGGGACAAACGAUUUUAAUCAGCGAGGGUCCGGACGGCCAACAGCAAUGCGUUAUCGUCUCCUCGGAGGUCUCGAGUGACGAGAUUCCCGCCGUCAUGCAAGACACGGCGCCCGAACCGGAACAGAUGGAGGUGGAUCAACCUCUCUCGAUUAAUACCCAGUCCGAAGUUGAAGACGAAAGUGGAGAGUCGGAGGAGUCGCACGUUGUCGCUCAGAUUAUCAAAGCCGAUCCACCUAGCCCUGGUGGCACAAGAAAGGUGGUGCUAAUGCUUCCCGACGGAAAUUUGAUGAUGACCGAUGUAACAGCAGAGCAGUACGCAGCACUUGAACUUGAUAAAUAAGUUCUAGUUCUAAGAAACUUAGCCUUUUAAGUGCAAAGUAUUUUAAUAGUUUUACUAUUCUUUUUUUUCGUUUGUUUAUAAUUUAAUUGAUUGAUUAUUGUUUCAUUAGAUGUAUUAAUUUUAAUAGCGGUAAUAUAUUAAUAUUUAAAAACAUUA
Photinus pyralis (common eastern firefly) is the source of this 3456-nucleotide messenger RNA. RefSeq lists its product as uncharacterized. The record is from RefSeq and is a predicted model, not a curated record. The transcript has 10 exons. NCBI's taxonomy places the organism in Eukaryota, Metazoa, Arthropoda, Insecta, Coleoptera, Lampyridae. Bases 121 to 3300 code for a protein of 1059 amino acids.